AUGGAGAGUAAGAAACAGAGGAAAGUGUUCCGGUGGAAAGUAGAGCGUUUGGGAGACGAGAUGACACGGGAUGAAUUCCAGAAGGGACUGGCUGGUAGUGGAAACCCCUUCAGGAAACUGCCGAGAAGCGUCGAAGACGAACAGGUAGUCGUACAAGCAGCAGGGGACAGGGUGAUUGAAGGGUGGGAGUCCAUCGUGAACGCAACGGCAGAGAGAGUAGUGGGAAAGAAGGUGGUACGAUGUGGGGUAUCGGUUAAGUGGUGGGAUGACGAGCUGAAAGAAGAAAUAGGGGAACGUAGAGAAGUCUCCAAGCAGUACCUGAGUAAGGCGUCUGAGGAGGGUUGGGAAAAGUACAGGGCCAAGAGAAAACAGGGGAACGUCAAGCAGAUGUGGGAAGGGAUUAGUGGAAUGGUAAAAAAGACCGCGCAAGGGGGGGAUACAGGGGUAGCAACUUUGCGAGGUGUGAACGGUGGAUUAGUCAGCAGUGGGAAGGGAAAAAGGGAAGUUCUAGCAGGACACUACAAGAGACUUGGAGUGCCCUCGGAGAAUGAAGCUUUUGACCAAGCGUUUAAGAAGCAGGAGGUGGAGGCAUGGGCCCAGAAAGAAGAGACAUCGAAGGCAGACGUUGGGAACGUAGAACUAGAAAAGGAGUUCACUGAGGACGAGGUAGUGAAAGAACUCAAGGCGGCGCAGAUGAAAGCAGCGAAAAUCAUCCUAGGAUGCUCCAAGCGCACAAGCAAUGUAGCCGUCAGGGCAGAAUUGGGGAUCCAAUCCCCACGGUCGGGAAGAGACGCGAGUAAGCUGACAUUACAGUAUCGCAUGUGCGGGAUGGGAGAGGAGAGGUUGCCGAGAAUUGUAUGGGAGGCGAAGUGGGCAAACAAAAAGAGGGGUGGACAACCCACGGAAUGGGUCAAGGUUGUAGAGGACGUAUGGAAGGGGCUCGACAUCGACGAAGAUGAAACGCUGGAAACGGAGGGUCUACAGGGCUUCAAGGAGAAGUUAUCUGUUGCUUGUGCCGAGAGAGAAGAACAGAAUCUAAGGAAGGAAUCCAAGGCUAAGGAGGAUCUAGAAGUGUACGGAAUGAUGAAGGAAGGAAUAGGGUACAAGGACUACCUACAUGGACCAAUGAAUGCAGGAACAAAGCUUAAGGUCAAAGCCAGGGCCGGGGACAUAGGCCUUCGAGAACGUCGACGAAGACAUAGGACGGUAGACGACGAAGACGACGAGUUCAAAUGUGAUUGCGGCUUCGAAUGCGAAGACCGUGUUCAUGUAGUCGCGGAAUGUCCGUGGUACUACAAGGAGAGGGAAGUGUACGUGACUGAGCUGGGAAAAAUAGAUAGGACGUACAGGGAGUUGUUUGAGGCAUGGAAUAGAGAGGAAAGGAUGGCAGCUGUACUGGGGCAUAGGAGGUGGGUUGAAAAGGCGGGAAGGGAUAUCGUUAGGAUAGNGGCAAAGUAG
This is a messenger RNA of Ectocarpus sp. CCAP 1310/34, 1458 nucleotides long. The record is from the annotation of a GenBank genome assembly. Lineage: Eukaryota; Phaeophyceae; Ectocarpales; Ectocarpaceae.